CAGCGUCGCCAUCUGCUUUCUCGUCCUUCUCCAAUCUCCGUGUUGUUGUUCCCGGUGACGCGGCGGAGGUGUAGCCUGACGCGGGCUCUUACGUGUCGGCCAGAAUAAAAGUGGAGCUCCGGAGACCCGGGAGUGACGAAAGGGUGUCUGUAUCGCUUCGCCAAUGAAGAUGGAGCCAGCAGCCGAGGCUCAGCAGGCGGCGGACACUGCUGUGACUGAAACGGAGAGCCAGCAGAUCACCCCGGCACAGAUCGCCACGUUAGCGCAGGUAUCCAUGACAGCGGGACACGCCUCGGCAACGGGUCCCACCGUAACGCUGGUGCAGCUUCCCAACGGACAGACGGUCCAGGUGCACGGAGUCAUUCAGGCCGCGCAGCCGUCUGUCAUCCAGUCCCCGCAGGUCCAGGCUGUGCAGAUCUCCACCAUAGCUGAAAGUGAAGACUCUCAGGAGUCAGUCGACAGCGUGACGGACUCCCAGAAGCGCAGAGAGAUUCUAUCGCGGCGUCCAUCAUACAGGAAAAUCCUGAACGACCUUUCGUCCGACGCGCCGGCGGUCCCGCGGAUCGAGGAGGAAAAGGCUGAAGAGGACUCGUCUGCUGCCGCAGCUACGCCCGCCAUCACCACCGUUACCGUGCCGACGCCCAUCUACCAGACCAGCAGCGGACAGUACAUUGCGAUCACGCAGGGCGGAGCCAUUCAGCUGGCCAAUAACGGCACAGAUGGAGUUCAGGGCAUUCAGACUCUGACCAUGACCAACGCUGCUGCAGCAGCCGCCCAGCCGGGAACCACCAUCCUGCAGUAUGCACAGACCAGCGACGGCCAGCAGAUACUGGUUCCCAGUAACCAGGUGGUGGUCCAAGCCACCUCAGGCGAUGUUCAGGCCUAUCAAAUCCGAGCAGCUCCUGCCAACACCAUCACCCCUGGUGUUGUCAUGGCGUCCUCUCCCGCCCUCCCGACACAAGGAGCCACAGAAGAAGUCACCAGAAAACGGGAAGUCCGACUCAUGAAGAACAGAGAGGCAGCCCGGGAAUGUCGCAGGAAGAAGAAGGAGUAUGUUAAAUGUCUGGAGAACAGAGUCGCCGUCCUGGAGAACCAAAACAAGACGCUAAUCGAAGAACUGAAAGCACUUAAGGAUCUUUACUGUCACAAAUCCGAGUAGCUCCUGUUCUGAGCACAGAGCCGGGCCAAGUAGUUUUCUGGUUCCCUUCAAAUGCUUUGACUGUUUGAUUCUGGCCUUCCAAUCUGCUCAUGGCUGGCCUGUUAUUUUUCUUUUUGUUAUGUUUUUACCCAAUAAGGUCUGCCCCAUGACCUUUUCUUCAACAGUACAAUAAAUUUUGACAACUUAAAGUAGUGUGCUGUCAUCGGGAUCAAUAGGGGAAGCAUGAGAAAAGUGCCAUCCAAAACGAGGCACUCUAAACUGAUAGCUCGAAUCCUGUUGAACAUUAUUUAAUUUGGUGCUGGAUGCUGCUGAGAUCAGCAGCAAGAUAGGUUUGUAAAGCCACUGCCCACAUACUCGUUUGUGCGUCAUUGUAUUUCUGCUCUUCGUUGUGAUUCUUCUCUGUCGGGUUGAAAAAGGUGCCUGAGUUAAGAUGCCAUGGAAAUGCAAGCUGUAGAUUCGUUUUCGACACUUGGGUUUGAUUUCUACGUUUUGCCGUAGCUCGCUCUCGGGGGAGAAAAGGCGGUUAGAUCCCGGGACGCACCGCGCAUUUCAGAUCAUGUCUUCUAAACGUUUCUGAGCUCCUCAUCAUCACUUGGCUUCACCGGACUCGAGGAAAGUUUGUGUUUACUGUGCAAGCAAUAAUGUCUUUUGAAGUUUAUCGCUGUUUAGCCCCAUGUUCAGUUUCCAACAUUGUUAGAAACGCUGUCUUUUUAUUCAGCUGGAAGAUAUAUUUAGGAUUUAUAUAUAUAUUGUUUUCUUUGUUUAUCUACAUUUUAUAAUGUAUGAAACAUUUCCAAUAUAAAAUGUUUUACUAGUUAGGGUGUAUCUAAGCUGGGACUCGGUGAAUCUAACCUUGAUGAGAAUUAUGCCUUACAGAUGAGUCUCCAACUAACUGGGGAAAAUAAUUGAGAUUUGCUACCAACACCCAAUACUGUAGGACAGUUGUGGUGUAACAAAAUAGGAUUCUGCUCUGUUGUUUAUUGUAUAUAUUUAUUGACCUCGCUACCUGUAAUUACUAGGAAUACGCCAGUGAAUGUUGUUUUGCCUGCAAAACUGAUCUGAGUCGUUUAAAUACAAGCAUUUGGCAAUAUUUACACACCGUUAGAUACUUAAUAUAAAUCAGUGCAAUGUGCGGUGAAAUAAAUCACUACAUUUCAUAAGAAUUACAUCGUCCACAUCAUCGAUUGAGGAGCAUUUAACUCACAAUUGAUGUUUAUUUUGACAUAUUUUUUAUUUAUUUAUUUUUUGCCAACUAGAGAAACAAAUCAGCCUCAAUAUGCUCCUCCAACCAGUUAGCUAGGUUUGGAAAGCUAAUAUGAUGUUUUAAAUUUGCACCACUGAAACAUGCAUAACUUUAUCAUUUGUUUAUAAACAUAUCUCUUCAUAAGCAGCCUCACAAGCCCACACAUUUCUUCUGCUGACAGUGUUUUCGUGCGGUGCAGUUUGCUAAUGCUCGCAUUUUCUAUUUACAUGUGACUUGCUGAAUCCGGUGGUAAAAGAUAUCGGUGUAGUUCCAAAUAAUUGGGUGAAGACAAAAUGCUGUGCUGGUCUUUGAGCUUCGGAUGCUCUCUGUGCGCCUCUGCCUUUUUUAGCUUUUAUGCCGCAUGCCGUGGCGGGAGUGCUGGUUAGAAAAUUAAGAAACGGCACAUAAAGCUCGGGUAUCCUGAGUUUAAUUGUGAGAUAGGAGGUGUUAGAUUAACAGUCAUUUGGGAAAUAAUAUAUAAAUAACAAUAGUUUUGUUUAAUUUUCUAUUCUUCUUAUGAAAAAUGGAAAACUGAACAAUAGUCCAUUUGGACUGCUAAUUGGUAAUUGGCACCCAAACAAGAUUUCUGGGGAAAAUGUGAUCAUUUUCCUUAUUUCACUUAAACCACAAGGUUUAAGUGGCUGUUUCUUCAUGUUAACCUCUUAUGUUUCUUGUUACAUCUCCAGAUAAAAAAAAAAAAAAAAACUUGUGUGAAACGAUGCCUUUUAAUGCAGAACAGCACAAUCCAGAGCGGUUUCAAAAAGAUAGGUUUGUAAAUUUGAAAUCUAGAACCUAUUGUCAUUUCAGAUAACUACAUUAUUUUAUAAAUUCCUUUUUUGUUUCCCUCUGUUUUGUAUUAUUUUGACUUUUUUUUGUUAUUUUAGUCAAAUAGUCAUGUAAAUGUAGUAAAUUGCUGUGUUAUUUUGUUUUGUAGCAAAUUGAAUCUUGAAAUGCAAUUUGUUACAAGUUCUUGAAAAUAACACAAGUUGUAUAUUGUGUCCUGUGGGAAUGAGAAUCCUUGUAUGUGUGUGUGUGUGUGUGCGUGUGUGUGCGAGCGCGUGGGUUGAGAAGAAACUUGUAUGUGAUUGUCUAUAUUUUAUAUGACUGUACAUACCCUCUACAGCAUGUGUAGACCUCAUAUAUUUCUGUUUAUUUGACAAAUGUUUUUAUGACUUGUAUGGAGAGACAAACAAAAAAAAAGAAGAAAACUUUGCAUAUUUGUAAUAUACAUUAGUAUAUAAUUCAAAGCAAUGUUUUGUUGUAUGUGUGCAUUGACGUGUCCCUCCUGGCCAACCAGCGUUAUGGCAGCUAGUGAAUGAGGAACGGCCUGUGUUGGAGGUGUUUUGAUUUUUGGAGUGUUUCGAUCUGUUUCGGAUCAGCGGUGUUUGUAGAAAAAGAGUAAAUGUGUUUGAAAGACAUCUGGCCACAACACAGAGGUCGAUCGGAUCUUUUCUUGUCAAAUCUGUGAAUGUUUCUGUUUCGAGCUUUACAUAUAAAUAUGCUGUCUUUUCAGUGUAAACUGCUCCAACACCAAAUCUUUUUAUAUGUAGAUUACAAACUUAUCAAAUGAAAGCACAAUGCCCCCAAGCCCGCCCCCUUUUUAAGUCUUUAUGUUUUCUUAAUUCGAUUUUAUCUGCGUUUACUUCGAUUCAACGUUUCUGCUUGAUUCUGUCAUUGAUUUUGUUUGCACUAUAAUGGAGAAUGACUGGGAAUCAGUUUUCAGGAAUAUAUGAAUAUCACUCCAUCCAGAAACCAACUCUGAACUAAAUGAAAAUAACAAAAAAUAUAUAUUUUUAGUUUGGUCUAUAAGUCUCAACCUUCUGUGUUGACCUUUAAAAAAAAAGUUUGGCCAUUUAAAUUGAUUCGUUUAUAUCAAAAAAAUAAUAAUCUCAGUUUUUGAUAAACAGACAUUGUGGUUUGAUUUGAAAUUAUCUGACAAUGGUACCUAAGUCCUGUGAUACCGUAGAUAGAAAACAAUAAUAAUUCAGCCAAGUGACUUUUUUUAAAAUCUAUAACUUAUCAAUGUUAAAUCAUCUUUGUUUACUGUAAGUUUUUCUCUAAUUAGUUUCAAGGCAUUUAAAAAUGUGAAAGCACUAGUAGUAACUUUAAUCAUCAGUUUAGCAUGUAACAUAGCUUUUACAUUUUGUUCCCGUUAUGCUUUACAGUGUGGUGUAAUGGAUCAAUGUAAAGGCGAGACAUAUUCAUUAAGUUUACUGUCCUUUUUGGAUCUAUGGGAAUGAGGUGUACUUUAUAUGUGUAUAUAAAAAUAUAUACAUACAUACACGAGUUUUGAUAAUUCAUACAGUGUUAAAAUCAGUAUCAUGUACGUUGUGUUCAGGGCUCAUUUUCACUGAACGAUAUUUGAGUUACUCUAAGAAGUGUACUCUUGAAGGAAAAGUAAAAAUAAUUGCCACCCCCUUUGUGAUUCACACGUCCAAUGCUGGUGCUAAAUAAAACCUUGUGGCAUGAUUAUGUGUCAUUUUUACUUACAGACGUACGUUGUGUGAAACUCGGUGCCAGAAUUGUUUAUACCUAUUUGCCAUCUAAAUAUAAAAUGCACCACUUUUAUUGUGAUCAAUGCAAUGUAAUGAUUGUUACUUUGGCAACAUCUGAACAUAAAUCCCAUUUGUUGUACAGUGUCCGCUAAAGACAAGGUCACAAAAUGUCACUUUUCAUUUUGUUUGUUUUAACACAGACACAUUAUAACAUCGUACCUGCCCAAAAUUUCAAAGUGCUGUUACUCUGACAUACAUCACUCUUUUGUAAGCAACUACGUCUUAAUAAACUGCUUAAAAAGUA
Messenger RNA from Poeciliopsis prolifica (blackstripe livebearer), 5201 nucleotides. RefSeq names its product cAMP responsive element binding protein 1b (gene creb1b). The transcript is spliced from 8 exons. Bases 164 to 1159 code for a protein of 331 amino acids. The record is from RefSeq and is a predicted model, not a curated record. Lineage: Eukaryota; Metazoa; Chordata; Actinopteri; Cyprinodontiformes; Poeciliidae. Gene Ontology annotation, molecular function: protein binding; cAMP response element binding; DNA-binding transcription factor activity, RNA polymerase II-specific. Gene Ontology annotation, biological process: regulation of transcription by RNA polymerase II. Gene Ontology annotation, cellular component: ATF4-CREB1 transcription factor complex; nucleus.